Messenger RNA from Xenia sp. Carnegie-2017, 2455 nucleotides. RefSeq names its product myosin light chain kinase family member 4-like. The transcript has 2 exons. Gene Ontology annotation, biological process: intracellular signal transduction; positive regulation of apoptotic process; protein phosphorylation. Bases 553 to 2010 code for a protein of 485 amino acids. Gene Ontology annotation, cellular component: nucleus. The record is from RefSeq and is a predicted model, not a curated record. Gene Ontology annotation, molecular function: ATP binding; protein serine/threonine kinase activity. NCBI's taxonomy places the organism in Eukaryota, Metazoa, Cnidaria, Anthozoa, Malacalcyonacea, Xeniidae.
ACUGACACGUUUUUCAUAUAAAAGUUACAGCAAAUACAACAUUCGCAAAUAUUUAAUUAUAUAUUUUAUGUUUUCAUAGUGCACGAAGACGAUAGCCGUUCAAACAUGGAGAAUAUCACACGCAGAUGUGACGACCGUUAUGAUAAUACGCAAUGUUUCUGCGCAUGCUGUGUCAAUUAAAACUUCGCCAUAGGUAAAAAAAGAUGGUUUUAAAUGCAGAUUACGACAACAUCCAUUGGCAAGCAGGAAGCACAACAAUUAUAGUGUAAUGUGAUAUAUUUGCUGCUAUAUUCCGAGAUAAGAUUUUUCCGUAAAGGAUAUUUUAAGUCAAAGCGAGGAACUCAAAGAAACCAUUUACUUCAACCAAAGUUUGCUUUACAAAUAAUCAUUGUGUUGGUAACAUUUUCUAAAUCAUCGCAGCCUCCAGGACGACAGGUUUACGCGAUUUUCUGUCACCAGAUAAGAUCAUCAUCUCAAAAAUCUGUCGAUCAAAGCAUCGAAUACGUGAGACAUCCUCAGUUUCCUUCACAGUUCAACGAAAGUUAACAAAAAAUGACCAAUCUUCAUCGUAGUUUGGCUGUCUUUAACUGGGCGUCACAAAAAGCCGAAAAAGAUCUAACAAACACAGUUAGUAAAGUAAAGCUGAAGGAGGAAUAUGAAAUUCAAGAAGAGAUCGGCAGAGGGGCGUUUGGCAUUGUCAAAAAAUGCAAACGACGGAAAGACAAAGCAAUGUUUGCGAUCAAGGUCAUCCUUUUUAAAGAUCCAAAACUGCUCAGUGAGAUAAAGCGUGAGGUUGAAAUGAUGAGACGACUAGAACACGAGCAUCUCGUAAGCCUAUACGAAGUUUAUGAAAGUGCAGGCAGCUACGGUAUGCUCAUGGAUUAUGUAGAGGGGGGCGAACUGUUCGAGAGAAUCAUCGAGAAAGAAUACUUGGAAGAAAAAGAAGCAGUUGAGUAUCUACACCAAUUGAUUCAAGGUCUUCAGCACAUGCACAGUCGAAAUAUUGUUCAUCUCGAUAUAAAACCAGAGAAUAUUCUGUGCGUCAACGCAACGUCCAACCGCAUCAAGCUGAUAGAUUUCGGUUUGGCACGAGAACUGAAGCCAGGUGAAGUCACGCGGUGUGCUCUUGGAACACCGGAUUUUGUCGCCCCGGAGGCGAUUUCAUUUAACGAAAUCAAACUACAAACUGAUAUGUGGAGCACGGGCGUGCUUACGUACGUUUUGCUCAGCGGUCUGAUGCCUUUUGCCGGAGAAGAUGACAACGAAACUUUAUGUAACAUUGCAAACUUGGAUUGGGAGUUUGACAAAGAGUCUUUCGAGGAAAUCUCUGCAGACGCACGUGACUUUAUUCAAAAACUGCUCACGUUAAGUCCUGAUGAAAGAAUGAAUUCAGAUGAAGCGUUGCAGCAUCCUUGGAUGAAAGCAAAUGAAGAUAGAGCUGGAAAAAUCAACACAAAACGACAUCGAGCAUUCUUGGCAAGAAGACGUUGGAUGAAGUCCGUGAACGCCGUGAUGGCAGUGACGAAACUCUACCGAAUAUUAAACAAAUCAGAAAACGGAAGAUCGCGUAGCAAUUCAUCAUUGAGCCAAUCAGGAGAAGGAAAAUCAUCGCAACAAGAGCCUCGGUUUCUUAACGUAAAUGAACAAGGAGAUGGCUCGUCGUUAGUUGAAAAAAAUUCUGUGGCUAAAUCAAAUGUUUUGAAAAACGACCAAAACAAUAAUUUUAGCGAUUCGUCGUCUGAAAAAAUCCCAAUAAAGACAUAUGAUGUUAAACCCAUAGUGACCACGUUAGGUGAGAAACAGAACAAUGCAAUUGCUGCAAUACAAAACGAAAACGUAGUGUCUCAAACGCAAAGCAAGAAUGGCAAUGUAAUUAAGAGGAGCCACAACGUUGAGACAAGAUCAAAUGGUACGAGUACAAACGAAUCUUCCAGUAGCAAACCGGUAAAUGUUGCCUUCACGAGUUCUAAUAAAAGCGGAGAAAGAGUCGUGUGGAAAGUAUUUAAAUAAAACGUGCCUUCCUUUAUUUAGUCCUAUUCAUUCGCCAAUAUUGUAUGGCUAAUUAUAUUAAUAAUAUUUAAGUCAUUGCCAACUGAUCAACAACAUAGUGUUGAUGACUUUAAGAAGGCGAAUGUUUACCAUGCGAACACAACCAAUAGAAGCAGAUCUCUGUUAACCUAAAUCCAGUAACAUCUUUUUGAAAUAGCACUUAUGAAGAAGUUGAUUGUAUGUAUUAGAAGAAAAGCAAAUUGGUAUACUUUAUAGUAAAGCACUAGCAAAGCACUGUUCAUCUUAUCAAAAAAACAUCACGUGACUGCAAAACAAAAAAAAGUUGUUUAUCUUUACGUACGUUAAAUUGUUAAGUUUAUAUAUACGUCAUGUUACUUUGCCUUUUAAAUUUUAAAUCUUUUUUAUAAAGUUCAUAUUAAUAACAAUAAAAUUCAUAUAAAGAUCA